AUGGUAAAGAAGUGUUGCAUUUGUGGAAAAGAGCAGUCAAGUGUAUAUGAAGAUGUAUCAUUCCAUAAAUUUCCUAAGUCAGAAGAAUUACGCAACAAAUGGAUUAGUGCAGUUGGAAAAACAAUAUCUUUCAAUACUGCACUUAUAUGCAGUGAACAUUUUCAUCAAAAGGAUUUUAUUAAUUUCGAUUCAAAACGUAGACAACUGAUAAAAGAUACUGUGCCAACUCGAAAUUUAUCAAACAGUAUAUUAAUGUAUCUUAGUGACUACUACAUCGCUCCAUCUUUUAUUUACUGA
This is a messenger RNA of Diabrotica balteata, 297 nucleotides long. The record is from the annotation of a GenBank genome assembly. NCBI's taxonomy places the organism in Eukaryota, Metazoa, Arthropoda, Insecta, Coleoptera, Chrysomelidae.